Mycena indigotica is the source of this 1080-nucleotide messenger RNA. RefSeq names its product t-SNARE coiled-coil-like proteiny domain-containing protein. The coding region runs from base 40 to 1080 and encodes 346 amino acids. The record is from RefSeq and is a predicted model, not a curated record. Gene Ontology annotation, cellular component: endomembrane system; membrane; SNARE complex. Gene Ontology annotation, biological process: vesicle fusion; vesicle-mediated transport; intracellular protein transport. The transcript is spliced from 6 exons. Lineage: Eukaryota; Fungi; Basidiomycota; Agaricomycetes; Agaricales; Mycenaceae. Gene Ontology annotation, molecular function: SNARE binding; SNAP receptor activity.
CAUUUGACAGCACCCGUCAGACACGCGUCUUUCCGAGCCAUGAGCUUGGAUGCGCCUCUCAUUCGAAGCCGAACCAGUUUGUUUCUGUCCUACCGUGAAUCUCGGCUGGUUGCUCGACCACGAAACACAUACCCAGAGUCGCCGUUUGCUGCGGGAGCUGAUGAUGACGAGAGAGAGGGCUUGAUUCAACAACAGCCAGCGGUCGAAAUCGACCUUCCACCCAAAUGGGUCGACAUCUCGGAACAAGUUCAAGACAUCCUCGCCGAUACGCACGCUAAAAUUACCGCACUCGAGAAACUCCACGCAAAGCAUGUCCUACCGGGGUUUACGGACCGCACCCUCGAGGAGCGUGAAAUUGAGAACCUGACGACUGAUAUCACUAAGGUCGACAUUUCCUCUUUGUCCUCAUCGGGACAUCUCCUCGAGUUUUUCAUUGAUAUUGUUACGCAGGACUUUCGCCGGUGCCAGGGCCUGAUACAACGCAUUGGAACAACGCCGCAUUCAUUCCCGCCUUCCCACUCGACUGCCCACACUUCUCUAGCUGCCAAGAACGUGCAGCGCGGAUUGGCCGCAAAAGUUCAAGAACUGAGCGCGACUUUUCGAAAGAAGCAGCGGGUGUAUAUGGAAAAGUUGCAAGGUCAUGCGAUAAAAAAUCAGGAUCUCCUGAUUGCGUCUGGAGCUGUUUCGCUCAAAGGCUCGGACGGCUUGUCUGCCCUCGAUGACGAUGUAGCUGCUGCGACACAUACUCAAGUCCAAUCGCUCGCCACAGAAGACCACACUCUGACCACUCGUGACCGCGAAUUGACCGAGAUCGCGAAGUCAAUCAGCCAAUUGGCAGAGCUCUUCAAAGACCUCUCAGUGCUCGUCAUUGACCAGGGAACAUUGCUGGACAGUGUUGAAUACAACAUAGAGCAGACGGCCUUCCAAGUAGAAGACGCCGUCAAAGAACUUAAGGUUGCCACGGGUUAUCAGAAGAACACGGGCAGGAGGCAGCUCAUAUUCCUCUUAGUCCUCAUCAUCUUUGGCCUCAUUGUCGUUUUAAUUCUGAAACCCAAGAAGAAGUCAAAGCCGGACGAUUGA